Molecule: messenger RNA, 4758 nt
Organism: Galendromus occidentalis (western predatory mite)
Lineage: Eukaryota; Metazoa; Arthropoda; Arachnida; Mesostigmata; Phytoseiidae
Exons: 7
Coding region: 1-4758 (1585 amino acids)
Biological process (GO): signal transduction
Cellular component (GO): plasma membrane
Molecular function (GO): signaling receptor activity; protein binding
Source: RefSeq, a predicted model, not a curated record
AUGGUGAUGGGAUCCCAGUCCCGGUCUUGCGGCGGAGGCACCGCAAGCUAUUGCUGUGACCAGAACAUCAUUACCGGGACCGGGAGACUCAGUGUUGUGUUCGACUGUUAUUCGAGUGGGAUGACUUCGAAUCGCACCGCUCGGCCCCAAGACGCUCAGCAAGCGAUCUCGAUCCGGACCAACAUCUCCGUGUUUUCGCUACGGAGAGGCGCUGCGGAGGGCACCUUCGAGCUCAGUGAUGAUUUCUUCAAGGAUUUCAAGUCAUUACGAUGGCUCAGGCUGAACUUGAGCAUUACGAUACUUCCUCGCAGUGUCGGAAAGUUGAGCGAGUUGGAAGAGCUCAACCUGAUUGGGAGCGAGAUUUACGAAAUCGAGCCGAAGCUCUUCUGGGGUCUAAGAGCCUUGGGUACCUUGAUAAUCGAUGGGGCCCCGAGCCUUCAGUUCGAUCCGAGUCCUUUCCGACAUCUGAAGCUGGUGUUUGACGUCAGGCUCUCUGGCAUACGGGAGAAAAAGAUCCCUGCAGAUUUUUUCGAAGGUGCGUCAGGCUUGCAAACCCUACAAAUUGAAGGGUGGCCUUGCCUGGCGACGAUCCACGCCGAAGUUUUCGAUCAGACGCCGGUCCUACGCGACCUCCUGCUCAAGUCUUUACCGAAGCUGAAGGAACUUCCUCGGGGACUGUUCGAGAAUCUCACGACGAUCAGGCGCAUCUUCAUAUGUCGCUGCGGUUUGCAGCAUCUACCGGUCGAUUUGUGGCCGGAAAACGAGCAGCAGACUCGAAAGGCAUCGAACUACUUCGGAAUAGUCCAGAGCGAGCUCGAGGCAUUGCCUGCCAAUAUUCUUCGUGGUGCCACAGAUCUUGAAAACUUAGAUCUCAGGGAGAAUCGCAUACGGGAGCUAAAUUUUCUCAGCAACCUACCGGCCUUGCAAUGGCUCGAUAUCUUCGGGAACGAUCUCAAGCGGAUCUCGAAGAUCAAUUUCCGUGAUUUGACGUCUUUGAUCUACCUGAACCUCGGCAAGAAUCGCAUCGGAUACAUUGAAACCGGGUCCUUUGACAGCUUAGGAUCCCUCGAGUCCCUGAUUCUGAGCGACAACAACCUUCACCGUUUCGGCGCUCCGGGAGCAUCGAUAACCGCAGCCAACCCGAGAAUGACGAGCAUCCACCUCUCUAACAACAGGAUCACAUCGUUCCCGGACAUUCCAUUCGACGAAUUGCCCCGCUUGCGUAUUCUGAAACUGGACGGCAACUCCUUAGCAAACUUCAGCGUUCCUCUCUUCUCGAGCGAAAGAACUGAGGUUUUUCUUCAGAACAAUUCUAUCAGUCAUGUUGGCCUGAAGACACUCGAAGAAAUCAGGGGAAAAUCCUACGGCCUACACGAGUUCUUCAUCGAUAAUAAUCCAUUCCAGUGUGACGCUAGCAAUUACAUUUUUCUGGACUAUGUCCAGAACUAUCAAAGCCCUGAAGUUGCUCUUUUCCGGGACCUGGAGAACUGCAUAUGCGAGAACACCAAGGAAAAAAUCGCUGGAGUAAAAGUCGACGAGCUCUUUCACCAAUUGAUCGAUUGUCCGGCCGCCUGCGAGUGCAGAUCGUUUCCUUCGAACGACUCGACUCAUAUUCGCUGUCGAGAUCGAAAACUGGCAGGAAUUCCCCGUCUGCCUGUAGAAGUUACCCAUCUCGAUUUCGAAGGCAAUGCCCUGACUAACUUUCCGGAGGAAAUCUCCCGUUAUAAGUCGCUGCUCAGCAUCAACUUGAACCGCAAUAGACUUCGAUCGAUCGAUAACUUCAUGCAAUAUGCUCCGCCUAGCCUCCACGAUCUGCAUAUCGAAUUCAACGAGCUGGAAAGACUUGGUGUCGACCCCGAAAGUCAACUUUCCUUCUUCGUCGACUUUUCAAAUAAUCCUUGGGUCUGCGAUUGUGAUAUGAGGAAUUUCAAAUUGUUCCUAGAUCGGAAUCGGCCGAAAAUCUUGAAUUAUCCGCUCAUGGAAUACACUGCUUUUAGGAAUCAAAUCGAUCAGGACACCGCCAUCGACAGCCAGAAGAGGUCCAACCCCCAGCAGGGAGGGACGUGCCCCCACACGAGGACCCCGGUAUUCGAGAUUGAAUUUUCGAGCGCGGGACGUCUGACAAUUCAGUGCACGACCGAUGCUCCACACGUGGCACAUCUACUGACCGUGCUGAAUGUCGUCGGAGUGACCAGUUUGUUUUACAUCGAUUGCGAAAUUCCUGAAGGCCCCCUUUCCUUAUCCCAGAUACUUGAUGGAAACUCGCUCCCGCUAUCCGUCCUGAGUCUAGCGAAUCCGCUGAAGGUUCCGGACCGAAUUUUGAAACGGUCUCUGUUCGCAAACAUCUCGGCCGACGUCUUUGCUUUUGUUGUUCUCUUGGAGGACGCGAGCAAAAGCCUUGAUUUCAGCGAUGACUUCUUCGAGGACUUCACAUCGUUGAAGAGACUCGACCUGCGCUGUGCGUUGCGAAAUCUGAAUAGCUUGCAAAUCUAUGACACCCCCGUCGAGAGCUUCGCGUGGAGACCUUUUUCCGGACUCGAUAGGCUGAAUCUCCUCACCUUAAGCGGUUUCCAUGCGUCAAAGAUUCCCGAUGGUGUUUUCCAUGGUUUGAAGAAUCUUCAAUUUCUCAGGGUGGAGAGAUGGUCGAACUUGAGUUCGAUUGACGCGGGUGCUUUCAGCCGAGCGCCGUCGUUGUUCCAAAUUCAACUGGAUUCUCUGCCACGGCUCGAAAAACUUCCGAGAGGCAUUCUCGACGCGCUUGGCUCUAAAUCUGUGAGAAGCAUCCUCAUAUCUCGGAGCGCGUUGAAACGGUUCCCCGUAGAGCAGAGGCCAGGGACAGGACGAAUCCCCUCUUUUCUAAGCACGAUCGAGAUUUCUCACAGCGAAUUCGAGUCUUUGCCUGAAAACUUUUUCCGUGGGAACGAGAAACUCCAGUCAUUGAACCUUGCACGGAAUCGUUUACGGCAGCUCGGUAAUUCGCUCAACAAUAUACCCCGUUUGGCUACGCUCGAUCUGCUUGGCAAUGAGAUAGAAUCAAUACUUCGACACGAUUUCAUUAAUACGAGCAACUUGAUGAGCUUAGACUUGAGUCACAACAACAUUAAUUUCAUCGAAAGUCGCUCCUUCGAAGACCUGCGAAAGUUGGAAUUCUUAGAUUUGAGUGAUAACAAAAUCCAACACUUCGGAUUUCCACGGGCUUUGAUAUCACUCUCGAACUCAAAAAUCAGGCGAGUGCUCCUCUCGAAUAACAGAAUCACUGCGUUUCCAAAUAUUCCCUUCAACGGAUUGGAGCAUUUCAGCCUCCUCGACUUGGACAACAAUCUAAUCACAGAUUUUGAAGUGCCUCUUCUUCUGGAUGGGGAAACGAUGGUCUCACUCAGGAAUAAUAGAAUAAAGCGAGUCUCCAUGAGAAGACUCAAGGCUAUCAGGCAGGAAUCGCGAGGCGAAGACAUUUUUCUCAUAGAUGGAAAUCCUUUCGAGUGCACCGGCCACAACCACGAUUUCCUGUCCUACCUCCAAAAUUCAAUGAGAAGUGAACUCGCUGAGUUUGAGAAUUUGGAAAAUUGUUUCUGUAACGAUACCGAGCAGAGUAUCGUAGAAGUCGACCUCGACAAGCUCUCACUUCGGGUGGACGAUUGCCCGGAGGCAUGCGAAUGUUUGAAAUUCCCCGCAAGCGCUACGACGAAGGUCUUUUGCCGUUACGAGGGCCUUGAUGAGGUCCCCGUCCUUCCAUCGGGCGUUACAGACCUUGACUUCGAAGGCAACGUCCUGAGUGCUUUUCCCGAAGGAAUUUCCGUUUAUCAAUCACUUCGAAGCGUGAAUCUGAACAAGAAUCGGCUGAUGACACUCGACAAUAUGCUUCCCCACUUCCCGCCAAACCUCCGAUAUCUCUAUGUCGAGUACAAUAAAUUGGAAAGACUGAACAUAGAUCCAACGGAAACUCCCAAGUUAACGAUCGCUCUCUCCAAUAAUCCGUGGAUUUGUGAUUGCGACACGAAGGACUUCAGAAACUUUCUGAGCACGAAUUCCCCUAGGAUUCUAAACAUAUCCGAAAUCCGGUGUCGCGUUCCCUUCGAGGUCGAUGGCCGACAGGAAUCUUCAUUGAGCCGCAUUCCGUGGGAAGUUAUAUGUCCGGUCGGCGAUUGGUUUGUAUGGAUUCCCGCAUCCGGCUUCCUCUUGGUGCUAGGUCUGUUGCUUGGUGCGAUGAUUCUGUAUUUCAAAAACAGGAGCCUGGCCACCUUCAUCUACGUCCAUUUCAAUCGCUUAUUCCGCUGCCUGUCGAGUGAACCUCAUUCCGACGAGCGCAAGAUAUACGAUGCUUUCCUUUCGUAUUCAAGCAGUGAUCGCGAGGUCGCUAUGGAAAUCCUCAACGAGCUCGAGAGUCAUCUUCCGAAAAAGCAAAAGCGUCUCUCGAUCCCAUUCCGUCUGGCAUUCCACGAGCGCGACUUCAUCGCGGGACAGGCUAUUACUUGGAACAUAUCGAAUAUCGUCCAGAACUCCAAGAGAACGAUUGUGAUACUCUCUCAGGAAUUCCUGGACUCGUCUUGGUUUGCCAUCGAAUUCGGAGCAGCUUAUAACCAGAUGCUCGACGAUCACGCAAACCAUUUGAUAGUCGUGCUCAGGGGUGUGAUUCCGACUGCCGAUACCUUGAGUGAGAACCUUCGCGCAGUCCUCAGCACGAAGACUUAUCUUGUGUGGGGUGAACGAUGGUUCUGGAAGAAACUUUUAUAUGCCAUGCCGCACAAAGGUCUCAAAUAA